CGGCAUUUAAACGGGAGACGGCGCGAUGCCCCGCACUCGGUGCGCCCUCCGCGGACCGGGCGACCCAGAGUGCAGCGAGAGCGUCGCUCCCUGCCCGGCUGACCCCGCGCCGAGCCCCGGCGGCUCGGGCCGCGGCCGCACACCGCGCCACGCGUCGAGAGCGCAGGCCUAGAAGACCCGCCGCACUGACAGCAUGAGCCGCACCGCCUACACUGUGGGAGCCCUGCUUCUCCUCCUGGGGACCCUGCUGCCUGCUGCUGAAGGGAAAAAAAAGGGGUCCCAGGGUGCCAUCCCGCCGCCAGACAAGGCCCAGCACAAUGACUCCGAGCAGACUGACUCUCCCCAGCAGCCUGGCUCCAGGAACCGGGGGCGGGGCCAAGGGCGAGGCACUGCCAUGCCGGGGGAGGAGGUGCUGGAGUCCAGCCAGGAGGCCCUGCAUGUGACGGAGCGCAAAUACCUGAAGCGAGACUGGUGCAAAACCCAGCCGCUCAAGCAGACCAUCCACGAGGAGGGCUGCAACAGCCGUACCAUCAUCAACCGCUUCUGCUACGGCCAGUGCAACUCCUUCUACAUCCCCAGGCACAUCCGGAAGGAGGAAGGCUCCUUUCAGUCCUGCUCCUUCUGCAAGCCCAAGAAAUUCACCACCAUGAUGGUCACGCUCAACUGCCCAGAACUACAGCCACCCACCAAGAAGAAGAGGGUCACGCGCGUGAAGCAGUGUCGCUGCAUAUCCAUCGAUUUGGAUUAAGCCGGGCACACCCAGCCUGUCCUAGGGAUGCAGCCCCAGGCGGGCCCAGAGCCAGACCCCAAACAACCUGAUUCUUACUUGGCUUAAACCUAGAGGCAAGGAGAACCACCAGCUGCCUCCUGACGGGAGCCUGCUAGUGCGUAGUUUGUGUGCAUGAGUGUGCGUGGAUGCCUGUGAGUGUUUGCAGACACCAGAGGAAACGCAGUCUCUGCUGGAGGGCACUUCCUAUUAUGUAAACGCAUCUGCUUUCGGAGGGGAUGGCACCUUCAAAGGGGCAGAGCUGUGGUCUGGUUCUGCCUUUGUCUUCCAUGUGCCCUGCUGGGGACCAGAAUCUCCUUUCAGAAUGAAUGUUAAGGGAAGAGGCUACUCUGAGAGCAAGAGACCUGUUUUAGUGCUGCAUUAGACUUGGAAAAGGUAUUUUAACCUGAGCUUGCUUCCUCCCCUCCUCCUCCCUUCCACAUCCAUCCCUUAGGAUCGCAGUCACUAUGUCAGUCUAAUCCCCUAUCUAUCUGCCAAGGGUUCUAAAUUAACUCACUUGACCAUAGAUGCAAAUAUUCCCGUCUGGGGAAGAGCCCCCAGACUCUGGGGGAGGCUGGUGUGGGCAAAGGCAAGAAGGAUAGAGGAGUGAGAGAAGGGAGGAACUGGGAGUGAAGACCAGUUGGGCCCAGCAAAAUUCAGUAGGGAGAUGUGCAGAGUCUUGAAAGGCCAACCGCAAAACACAGACCCAUGCUUUAGUAAGUUUUCUCCUGGUAUUUAACAGAGCUCAAGUGAACAGAGGAGAAAUGAGAUUGCCAAAAAUCAUUAACUUUGGCUGUCACUGUGAUCUGCUGAAACUAGCCGUAACCCAAUGCCAAACAUAAAACAUAAUAUCCAUCACUUCUGUUUUCAGAACUAUAUAAGUGAGCUAAACCAAACAGCCCCUCCUACUUUGUCCUUUGGGUAGAUAAUAGAUGUAGUUCAGAACCCCCCUACCCAGGGAUAGGAAAAAACAAAACCUAUAGGCAGAAGGUCGUAAUAUCUUUCCUUUUGCUUGGUUAUAAUAUCACCUUUUUCUCAGUUCAUCAUUUCUGUGUAAUGCCUCUGAGAGCCACAACCCUGUAUUAUGAAGAUUCUGCCUCUGCCAAGUAUACCUGACAGUGAAAAACCAGUCUAGGAGGAGGGAGAUUAGGGCCUGCUCCGUUUUAGCUAGAAGUGUAUUUUGGGUCUUUUUGUUUUCUCCAUUGAUAGGAGGUUGAGCUGGAGAGCAGAGGAGAGUAAGGAAAUAGAGGAGAUUGCCUCUGGCUAAGGAGUAGUUUAGUGCCUGGGAGGAGCUGUAAGAGAUAUGACCUCCUCUUGUUCCUUUGCCCUCUGAGGGUCUGAUGGGAAACCCCAGGUAAGAAAUCAGAGCAUUUAGGUGCAUUAGCUGUCUAUCUACUGCUCGUGAGAUUCACGUAACCUUGUAAACCAUUCAGAAGCUACUGAUGAGAUGCUGUCCUCUGAUUUAGCUUGGGCUGCUCCCAAUGCCUACUUAGGAUUUAUCUAAUGGCCAAAGUGCCAGGUAGGUGAACCUUAAAGCAUUUUACAUUUGGCUAACCUGUUCUCUUCAAGCCUGAAGUUUUACAUGUUAACCACCCCCCCUCCUCACCACCAAACACUCUUUUUGCCUUGUAUCUUCUCAGCCUCACCAGCCAAGUCAUGUGUAACAUGGGCAACAAACACCAGAGACUUGCAUUUCAGUUGCCCAUCACGGCUCCAGCGUUCAAAGAACCAUAGCAACUGGAGAGGCUGCUUUUAUUUUAUUUUUGUUUCAGUCCAGUGCUCUCCCAUCUAGCAACUAAACAGGAAACACACUUUGAGGCAGAAGUUAUCCUGAACACCCAAAAUAUUGGGUCUAAUUUUAAAACUUUUAAACUCACUACUGAUGCUUCUACACUAAGCGAAUUUGUGCGAACACAUAGUCUGUGCAUUUCGUAUACACUGUACACCCCUGCCCUAAAUCUUUCUAUCAUCCACAUCCUCCAACAAUAGAGCACAGAAUGGAUUUAAUUAAGCACACAAACGCUAAGCCAGAAUUUUGAGGGUGGGGGAGAGGAAAAGGAAGGAGAAGGAGCUGAAAAUGUAAAACUACACUAGAGAGGAAAAGUGACAUUCAGAACCAGCAGACACUGAAUUUCUCUUGUUGUUUUAAUUCUGCCACACGCAUGCAAUUUUGUUAAAAAGAGAUGACUUAAAUUGGCAGCGGUAAUCUUCUUUUAGUAGCUUGUACCACAGUCUUGCAUGUAAGUCAGAUUUGGCUUAAGUAAAGAGAAUUUCCUCAAAAUUAACUACACUGAGAUAAUCGGCAGCACAACUGGCUUAAAAGCACAGCACUAGCCAAAGAGGGAAACAUCUGCUUUUCUGACCGCCUAUAUUAAGACUAGCGCGAGUACAGUGUUUUCCAACAUUUAUUCAAAGUGCCAUAUCUGUUACAUAUUGUAUUGGAGUCACCGAUGAUGUAAUGAUAUUUUUUUUAUUACUAUAGUAGAAUUUUUUUUAUGGCAAGAUAUUUGUGAUCUUGAUCUUGCCUGUUAAAAUAAUGCCCAACACCAAAUAUGAAUUUUAUGAUAUACACUUCAUGCUUGGCAUUAAAAGAGAAAAACACACAUCCUACAAGUCUGUAAGUUGUUUUUGUGUUAUUGUGGUUCUUCAAAGUUAAACAUGUAAGCGAAAAAUCUAGAGGAAAGGAUAAUUUCCACUGUGUGGAAUGUGAAUAGUUAAACAAAAAGUUAUGGUUAUUUAAUGUAAUUAUUAAUUCAAAUACUUUGGUCACUGUGAUUUCAAGCAUUUUUUUUUCUCCUUUAUUUGACUUCCUCUGAGUUGAGCAAAGAAGAGGCUGGCACGUUGUAUGUUGUUGGAGGCUUUUUAUCGGGUCAGAGGGAAACAAUAAAAUCUUGACACAUCUGAACAUGUAUUACACAAUCAAGACCUGAGCUUUUAUUUUUUUAACUGAAUGUUCCUUAAAGGUUAACAUUUCUGAGGCAAUAUUAAGAAAGAUUUUAAAUGUUAUUUUGGAAGACUUAUGAUGUGUGUAUACAAACAAAUAGCAGAGAAUAAUGAAUAGUUCACAAGUCCUUUUAAGGAGAAAAUCUAAAAUGAAAAAUGUAUGUACAGAACAUUUAUAAAUGACCAGUUAACGCUUAAGAGUGAAAGUAGUUCUAUUGACUUGUCAUUCUCAAGAUAUUUAAUAUCAACUGCAUUAUCUAUUAUGUCUGCUUUAAUCAUUUAAAAACAACAGAGGAUUAUAUAGACUAUGAUUGUGAGGUAGAUUGCCGUGUGUGAGGAUGAGAGGGGAUUUGAUAAUCUCAUAAAAGUUAAUUUGGUUUAAAGCAAAGUUUUAUGAAUCUGUAGCUAGAAUUUAAUUUCACCCUAAUAAUGUUCUAUAUAACCUUUCCCAAAGAGCAACCAAUAAAUUGAAACUCCUCUC
This is a messenger RNA of Ceratotherium simum simum (southern white rhinoceros), 4190 nucleotides long. Lineage: Eukaryota; Metazoa; Chordata; Mammalia; Perissodactyla; Rhinocerotidae. The record is from RefSeq and is a predicted model, not a curated record.